Ochotona princeps (American pika) is the source of this 884-nucleotide messenger RNA. RefSeq names its product ladybird homeobox 2 (gene LBX2). The record is from RefSeq and is a predicted model, not a curated record. Gene Ontology annotation, molecular function: DNA binding. The coding region runs from base 194 to 769 and encodes 191 amino acids. Lineage: Eukaryota; Metazoa; Chordata; Mammalia; Lagomorpha; Ochotonidae. The transcript has 2 exons.
UCCGCGCUCUGGACCCACCACGGCCCAGGAUAGGGAGGUGGGGGGUGCAGGAGGAGGGGCGCCCGGGCUCGGGCCCAGCGCCGGGGGCGGGUCCGAGGCAGGGGCCCGGGCUCGGGAAUCCUGUGCCUGGGACUCUUGCUGAGCCAAGCCGAGUGCAGGGGGCUGUUGAUCUCCACCAAGCAACUGGCCGGCCAUGAACUCCGGACGCCAGCCCCGGACACCCUUCAGCAUCACAGACAUCCUGGGCCCACGUCUGGUGCCCCGGGCACCCUCCGCGAUGCAGCUUCCAGAGUCGGGUCCUGGUCCCACGUCGCCGCUAUGCGCGCUGGAGGAGCUGACUAGUAAAACUUUUCGUGGACUUGCCGCGCGCGCCCCGCAGCCCUUUGAAGGCAGGGCAGCCCCGGAUGCACUGGGACCUCGGCCCGAUGGCCGAAAACGGCGCAAGUCACGCACGGCGUUUACCACGCAGCAGGUACUGGAGUUGGAGCGGCGCUUUGUCUUCCAGAAGUACUUGGCUCCGUCAGAACGCGACGGUCUGGCGGCGCGACUCGGCCUGGCCAACGCACAGGUGGUCACUUGGUUCCAGAACCGGCGCGCCAAACUCAAGCGCGACGUUGAAGAGAUGCGCGCCGACUUGGCCUCCCUCCACGCGCUGUCGCCCGCAGUCCAGUGCCGCCUAGCGCUGCCCAAUGGCGCGCUUGGCCCCGGCCACGCUGGGCCCGACUCGGGGCCCCACCUGUCGGAGGAAGAGAUCCAGGUGGAUGAUUAAUGGCAAAGUCUGCCCUGGACUCCGGGGUCCUGGACUCCUCCCCUUUGCGCUCCGCGCUGGGUCUGGUACUGGGACAGCGGGAGGAGGUCCACCCGGGUGUCUUCAGCUCAGCCCA